Messenger RNA from Penicillium samsonianum, 1068 nucleotides. RefSeq lists its product as uncharacterized. Gene Ontology annotation, molecular function: protein binding. The transcript has 2 exons. Lineage: Eukaryota; Fungi; Ascomycota; Eurotiomycetes; Eurotiales; Aspergillaceae. The coding region runs from base 1 to 1068 and encodes 355 amino acids. Gene Ontology annotation, cellular component: nucleus; cytoplasm. The record is from RefSeq and is a predicted model, not a curated record.
AUGGAUACUCAGCAAGAUGCCCAGGCUGCCAUUGAAGCCUUACAGCGAAGAAGACUUCAAAACCGCAUUGCUCAGAGAAACCGUCGCAAAUGGCAAGCAGAGCUUCAGCGACAGCGACUGGAAGAGCUAGAAAAACAAAUGAAGGGAAGCCAGCAGCAAAGAAAUGGCAAUGCCUGUGCGCCUUCUGAUGGUGAUUACCACGAUUCCCAGACGCGAAACUCGGAUAAUGCACCGAAUAAACCGGAAAGCUCCCAGUUCGAGGGGAAUAUACCAGCUCCUGCCUGUUUUGAAUCAGACAUAUCCCAAUCUGAAGCUGUGGAUUACGGGCGCUACGUUGCCAUCCAGCCCAAGGAGUUGACAAACCAAAAGGAGGGUACUGGCAUUACAAGUUCCAUCCCGAAACUAAAUAAUCUCAAUUUCUUUGAUGCCAUGAUGGAAGAAAUGCCGAACUUUGUACUGGACCCGGAGCCCGGGAUUUGCUCUUUGCCUGCUCCCCUCAGAGCCUCCAAUGAUCUAGAGACACACCAAGAAGAGGCGCCAGAGGAGAAUCUGCAACAUUCCAGCCAGUUUCAGCAGCAGAAAUCCACUGUGACCCAAAACUCUCUCGCAGUGAUGGCUUUAUCCACUGAAAGGAUCACGGCGACCAAUGUGUCCACUAUACGGUCGCCGACGCCGCCACUGGGAAUCCCUGAGAGCCCGCGAAGCGUUUAUAUCGCCGAACACGAAGGGAAAACAGCACUACACAUCAGCGUCGAGCGUGGCAAUGUGGGAAUCGUGCGUUUCUUGCUGCUCUACGGGGUCGACGUCAAUCGGAGGGAUGACUCGGGGCGCACGGCACUACACUAUGCAGCACGCGGUGCACACAUCAAUAUCGCUGCAGAGUUACUUGUAGCGGGCGCGGACCUAGAAGCUCGUGAUAAUGAGGGUAGGAGCCCAUUACAUGCUGCGGCUGAUGCCGAGUGUGAGCCAGUGAUACGGUUGCUAGUGCGAGAGGGUGCGGACCUGAAUGCAGCCAUAGGAAUUAGCGGUAGUAGCAACGGCGAGGAGGGGGAUUAUAUGCCUGAUUAA